Messenger RNA from Uranotaenia lowii, 991 nucleotides. RefSeq lists its product as uncharacterized. Lineage: Eukaryota; Metazoa; Arthropoda; Insecta; Diptera; Culicidae. Gene Ontology annotation, molecular function: zinc ion binding; nucleic acid binding. Bases 116 to 925 code for a protein of 269 amino acids. The record is from RefSeq and is a predicted model, not a curated record. The transcript is spliced from 2 exons.
CCCGUAUGUUCCGGGAACGUCUUUCUCUAAUUAUAUAGAAAGAUUGGAAUAUUUCUUCUCAUGCAAUAAUAUUGCGGAAGAUAAGAAGAAGGAUCUUUUUCUGAGUUUUUGUGGCAUGGUAGUUUUCGAUGAGAUAAAGCUACUUUUUCCGGCCGUUGAUUUAAAAACUUUAAGCUAUGAGGACAUUUCUAAGAAAUUAAAGGAAAGAUACGAUAAGAAAGAUUCGGAGUUGCAUGCGUAUUGCAGAUUUAUUAACAGAAAGCAGGGACCCAACGAAUCAAACGAAAAUUUUAUUUUGGCGGUUAAGCUAUUGGCUGAAGCGUGUGAAUUUGAUGGCUACCGAGACAGAGCCAUCAGGAAUAAGCUGGUAAUGGGGGUCCUGGAUAAAGAUCUCAGAAGAAGGUUGUUCAAUGAAGAGAAUUUAACUUUGAAGACGACUGAGAGGAUGCUGAAAAGCUCCGAAAGGAAUUUAGAUAACGACCGAUUUAUGGAUGCAGAGAAUAUUAAUUCGGUAAAAUUUAGGUUAGGUGAUAGACAGGAACGACGGGAUUCAAGAGGCCUAGAAAGAAGAUCAACUUUUAGAGGCAGGUCACAAAGUCGGGACUUUGGUAGGUCCGAAAGAUAUAAUCCGUUCAACAGAUCACCAUCAGGAAGCCGUUUCAAGUCGAAAGGCCGCUAUGCAAAUUUCAAAUGCAACUAUUGUGGCGAGAUGGGUCAUGUAUGGAAAUCGUGUUUUGAAAGGAAGAGGAAACAGAGAAGCAUGGUCAAUUUUGUUGAUGAUAAGCCUAGAGAGACGCCCAGGGAGAACGUUCACGACUAUUUUAAGAGACUGAGGGUCGACUACAGCAGCAGCGAUGAGUCAGAUUGCUCUGGGAGCGCACGUGAUCUCGGCCCACAGGGGGCAGAUCAAAAGAGCGCAAACUGAACCAAGGCGCAAUGCGGCGCUUCAGCUCCAGGCUCAGGAUAACUCAGCAACAAAUUUUAGCACAAG